Molecule: messenger RNA, 1163 nt
Organism: Carya illinoinensis
Lineage: Eukaryota; Viridiplantae; Streptophyta; Magnoliopsida; Fagales; Juglandaceae
Product: 60S ribosomal protein L7-2-like
Exons: 7
Coding region: 161-901 (246 amino acids)
Biological process (GO): maturation of LSU-rRNA from tricistronic rRNA transcript (SSU-rRNA, 5.8S rRNA, LSU-rRNA)
Cellular component (GO): cytosolic large ribosomal subunit
Molecular function (GO): RNA binding; structural constituent of ribosome
Source: RefSeq, a predicted model, not a curated record
CUCUGGACCGUUGAUAGGAUCAACUAUCUCAAGCGACCUCCACAAAAACCCUAAUUCCCAAUCUUAUAUCAAGCAGCCUCUCACGCUCUGUCAAGCUUCUCUGAGCAGCGAAACCUACCAGCACUCCCAAAGACCUCAGGCGGCGGCGAUCCAAAAAAAGAUGGGUGAAGAGGAAGUCAAGGGAGGAACGGUGGUUCCGGAGUCGGUAUUGAAGAAGCAGAAAAGGAAUGAGGAAUGGGCUCUGGCAAAGAAGCAAGAUCUCGAAGCUGCGAAGAAAAAAAGAGUUGAAAGCCGUAAGCUGAUUUACUGCAGAGCUAAACUCUAUGCAAAGGAAUAUGAUGAGCAGCAAAAAGAGCUUAUUCGAUUGAAGCGUGAGGCAAAACUUAAGGGAGGGUUUUAUGUUGACCCACAAGCUAAGCUCUUGUUCAUUAUCAGGAUCCGUGGUAUCAAUGCGAUGCACCCAAAGACCAGGAAGAUUUUGCAGCUUCUGCGUUUGAGACAGAUAUUCAAUGGUGUCUUUCUGAAAGUAAACAAAGCAACAGUGAAUAUGCUGCACAGAGUUGAGCCUUAUGUGACCUACGGGUAUCCGAAUUUGAAGAGUGUCAAAGAAUUGAUUUACAAAAGGGGAUAUGGAAAACUCAACAAGCAGAGAAUUGCGCUGACUGAUAAUUCCAUCGUUGAACAGGCUUUGGGUAAGCAAGGAAUCAUUUGCACUGAAGAUCUUAUCCACGAGAUUAUGACGGUUGGACCCCACUUCAAGGAGGCAAACAAUUUCUUAUGGCCAUUCAAGCUUAAGGCACCUCUGGGUGGUUUGAAGAAGAAGAGAAAUCACUAUGUUGAAGGAGGUGAUGCCGGAAACCGUGAAGAUUACAUCAAUGAGCUCAUCCGGAGGAUGAAUUAGGUCCAUGCUGCAGGAUAUCAUCCUCUCAAAAUUUUGAGGUUCUACCUACUUAUAAAAAAAAAAUUGAGUUUCUUGCUGCUAUGUUUUUUGUUCAACGAAUUUAUCAGACUUAAGUUCCCUCUCUUUAGCCAACCAGACAGGACUGUGUCCUCAAAGCCACAUUACAGUUUGUUAGUUUUGACGUGCAUGGGUUUCGGAUUUAGUUUCUAUUGAUAAUUUACAUUGGUUUCCUCUAUAUAUAUAUUUGGGAAAAAUCUUUUUG